Molecule: messenger RNA, 384 nt
Organism: Mycosarcoma maydis (corn smut)
Lineage: Eukaryota; Fungi; Basidiomycota; Ustilaginomycetes; Ustilaginales
Exons: 1
Coding region: 1-384 (127 amino acids)
Source: RefSeq, a predicted model, not a curated record
AUGCGUCUGUUCCGGUCACCGAUCAUCCUGCCGCUGCUGGUUCUUGUCGUUUUCACAGCAACUUGCGUUCUGGCUGUGCCGGCGGGUGACAACGGAAGCAGCAGCAGCAGCAGCAGCAGCACCAAGGGAAGGCUAGCCAAGCUGCUAGGACGUUUCAAGAAGAAUAAACCGCCCUCGCUCCUCGACCACCUGAACGCCUACAUGCCGGCGCACGAGUACGCUGAGCUGAAGCCGACGUGGGAUCGCGCAGUGGAGCAGGGCUGGAUUCGACCCGAUACUGGUACGUUGUAUAGAAAAAGGUCGAACGCAUUUGCGCGCAAGGCAGAACGACUGAUGACUGACGAGUAUUUUGGCGGGUUGUUUGCAACUAUCCGGCACAGGUGA